Messenger RNA from Glossina fuscipes, 1641 nucleotides. RefSeq lists its product as uncharacterized. The transcript is spliced from 7 exons. Lineage: Eukaryota; Metazoa; Arthropoda; Insecta; Diptera; Glossinidae. Bases 10 to 1641 code for a protein of 543 amino acids. The record is from RefSeq and is a predicted model, not a curated record.
GGUAUCCAAAUGCAAACCAACGGUUACAUGUUUUUAGUAAUUUUAGCCUUAAGUGGGUUAAGCUUAACGGCAUCGCAACAACAACACGAACAGAUUUAUGAAUUACCUGAAGAGCUCAAGAAUUUUGCAUGUCACGAGGACGAUCCCGCUGUUAACGAAUGUAUACGUAAAGGCCUACAAUUUGGCAUUGACUCUUUGAAAACUGGUAUUCCCGGCGUCAGAAUAGCUGCUAUGGAUCCUUUUCACAUUGAUAAAGCUACUUACCAAUUUGCCAAUAAUUUUGUUAGAGGCAAAAUCAGUUUGCGGAACAUCAGCGUCAAAGGUUUAAGCACCAUAAAAUUGAAAAAUGUUGACUACAGUAGAAGAGACAAUCAAGCCCAUUUCGUUGUACACGUUGAUAUGCCACGAAUAAUCGCCGAAGGGAACCAUAGGGCUGAUGUUCUAAUAAAUAACGCAAAAAUCUCCUCAAAAGGCUCUUUUACCAUAAUAUUAACUAACCUUGUUGUUAAAAUAAUAAUGGAUAGCGAACUCUAUGAGCGCAAUGGUCACGAAUAUGCCCGAGUAUUGAAACUAAAUUUUGAGCCCAAUGUAGGAGAUAUGAAACUAAAAGCUGAUGGUCUAUUGCCCGAGCCAAUCCUAAAUAAUGCUAUUGUGGAUUUCAUUAACCAAAAUUGGCGUCAAUUUUAUAAAAUAUUAAUUGCAGAGUCUCGACCUACGUGGGAGCCGGCAGUGGUAAAACUUGUAAAUGAUUACAGCUCUUAUAUUCCUCAUGAUAUAUUAGUACUUAAGAAAUCUUUGAUUUUGCUUACACUGCCAGUUUUAAGUUGGCCAGAUCCAGAUAAUUCUUUAACUAGUGCUGCAACGGAAGACUUGGAUGGGAAAAUCUCUAACUCAUCGUUGUAUGUGACUAUUGAUAGGAAAAUCAAUGCUACUGAUAAUCAACAUUCUUCAAAACUAUACUUAUCAGCUAACGAUUUACCCUAUUGCCGUCAAAAUCAAAAUAAAUUUAAUGAAUGUCUUAAGGAAAUUCUGGAGCUCACGUUCGAUCGUUUUAAAUAUGGCAACACGGGCAAGCACUUUCCUAGCUUAGAACCCUUUUCUUUAAAUGAAACUACCUACCAAUAUAACGGUCGUCCUUUAUCCGGUCAUUUAGCGAUAAAGAAGGCUUUUAUGCAUGGCCUCUCCAAAAUUCAAUAUUCUCAAGUCGACCUGCGUAAACAAAAUGAUAUAAUUAAAAUGCGAGCUUUAUCACAUCUACCUAAGUUAAAAUUUACGGGUUCUUAUAAUGGAAAUUUACGAUUUAAUAAUAUGCAUAUUCGCCCUAAAGGGGAUUUCAAUGUCACAAUUACGAAGAUGGAAAUAGAACAAAAGGCAGAUGGUAUUAUCUAUAGUCAAGAUGGUCAUAAAUUUUUGAAAUUUAUUUAUUUGCAAGCGGAACCGAAAAUAGGUGAAAUAAAAGUGAACGCCUCCGGAAUAUUUACUGACAAUGUUUUAAACAAUAUAGUUUUGAAUGUCGUUAAUCAAUAUUGGCGGGAAAUAUAUCGCGUUCUUUUACCACAAAUACGGGAUUAUUGGUCGUCUCUAUUGUUACAUUUGACAAACGUUGCUUUGAGUAUAUCUCCUUUUGAUGUCAAAGAUUAA